Symbiodinium necroappetens is the source of this 4784-nucleotide messenger RNA. Lineage: Eukaryota; Dinophyceae; Suessiales; Symbiodiniaceae. The record is from the annotation of a GenBank genome assembly.
AUGGCCGACGCUGAGUUCAUCCUCUACACGACCCUCAGGAUCAUCGGCGUACUCGCCUCAAUCUAUAUGUUCUUGAUGGGACUGGACAUGAUGGGCAGCUCUUUCCUUGUGCUUGGAGGCAAAGGUGCAGGAGACCUCUUCACGAUUGUGGACAACCCUGUGACAGGUUUGAUGGUGGGCAUUAUUGCGACCGUGCUGGUUCAGUCCUCCUCCACGAGCACCUCGAUCGUGGUUGGCCUGGUGGGGGCCGGUCAGGUGUCCGUGAAAUAUGCGGCCGCUUUGCUGGACUACCUCCUCGUGGUAGCGGCGGGCCUGAGCAGUGUGUUCAGGACUGCCGGUGACACGUUUGCCCGCCUCGCUGUCGUGACUGCCAACGCCAUCCAUCACCAGGCUACUGGACCCCGGGUAGUCACCGCGUACACUGCCGAGCAGCUUCAGGAUGUGCUUAACUGGGCUUCGGCCUCUAAACCUGAGCACCCCACCACGUGCGCCGACUUCGUCUCUGAGGACACUACGCACAAAGUGUUGGUGCAGCUGCCUGGUGCCCCAAGCCUCUCUUUGCAAAAGGUUAAACUUCACCAGCUCACUGCUGACGGGCCGAUGCCGGAUGGGCUUGCUGUGAAAUCGGAGUUCGAUGACGACCGAGAGUUUGCAGGCACUUCCAAGGCCGACUGGAAAGUCUUCCGACUUACCUUAGUGCGUGAGUUUGCCGAUGCUUCUCGUUUCGCUGAUGGUUGCAACCGGCCUCAAGGCCUGCCUGGAAUGAUGCUGUCUCCGGCUUUGGCCUCCAAGGUUGUUCGCACUUUCGCUGUCGCGGUCUACGAGACUGAAGUGACGUGCUUGAUCAAAGUUCGCAUUGCUGACGCUGCGCUCUUUAAUAAAGCCAAGCCUUGGCCCGGAGCUUUCUUGCAGGUUCAACGGGACCCCGAUUCUCACAUUGCGUGGUUUGCACGACGUGAUGCCGAGACAACCGAACAAUACUUUGCUCGCGUCAGUGCCGAGGCUGCUUCUGCCGAGGGCCGCUGUUUGGCCUACAGGCCUGGUGGACGUGCCAACUUGGGAGUGCGGUCAAGGUCCCAGCUCCCCAGCCUCGACGGGAGCAUCGCCCCUCGAUGGAUUCUGUCCAAUGCCCCUCAAGAUUGGCUCACCGACGAAGUUUCCUCGUGGCUCGCCAACCACGGCUUUGCUUCACCCAGUCAGCUCCAACGUGCUGGACCUGCCGCCUGGUACUUCAGGGCUUGGCCUAAGGAAGGGGUUGGACUCGGUGUGUACGCCAACGGCUUUGUUGUGUCGCCUGCCUCAGGGGGCUCCUCCAAGAAAAAGAAGGCGCUUUCCACUGUUGGCCCGGUUUGGGGCGCUGGUUGUGCUAAGACUGGGGACUCCGCGGCCAAACCUCCUGCUGCUGUCGUCUCUCCCGCUGAUGCCGCCACUAAAGAGGAGGAUGCCGCCAUGAAGGAUGGAACUGAGACUGGUGCUCAAGAGAGGACGCGUUCCCGCUCCCGUGGGCGGCAGGCUUCUUCUCAGCCCAAUACCCAGGAGCCGCAGUCAAGUGCUGCUCGUGCGCGGCCCCGCAUGCCUCACGAUAGCAAGUUCGAUACCGUCGAGUGCGGCGGAGCCGGAGAUUGCGCUUUCACUAGCAUUGCCACGGCUUUGGCUCGCUGGGCUAACACCGGUGCCACGCCCAAGGACCUGGCCCCCGGUGGCAAACUGCAGGGUUGGCUCCGGUGCGAGGCCGCUAAGUUCAUGCGUCAGAAGCGAGAUGAGUUUGCGGACAUCGGUAAUCCCGAUAGCAUGGCUACUGCUGUUGCUCGAGCGGGCACUUGGGCCGACAGCCCUGCUAUGUGCGCUUUGGCGGGCGCUCUUCGACUCCAGUUCCGUAUCUGGGCGUUUGACUCGGUGCAGAAUGUGUGGCGGCUGCAUCUGGUCGGGCCGGACCCCGGCCGCAAUGCCCCUAAGAAGCCUCGCAAAGCCUCUGCCCAGCCUGCGGUUGUAUGGCUUGUGCUUGUUGAUCGCCAUUACCAGUGGCUUCGGCCCAAAGGCGAUGACUGGAUUCUUGAGGAGGCCGUCCCCGGAAACGCCAUCAGAGUGCACAGCAGCGCCAAUUUUGAGAUCCUUCGCGGGGCGGGUAAGGCGAGCGCUGCCUCCAGCGCCUCUAGCCGGGCUGCUGGGCGCGGCUCAGGCGGCUCGUGUGCGCGGCUCCUUGGACUCCGUCGUUCGGCUUCUGGUGGUGCGUCGUGCAAGACCUCGGGAGCAAGUUCGUGCGCUCGUUUGCUGGGGAUUCAGAACCCCCUGUCUGUUGCCAGUGCAGCUUCCUCUGCGCGCAAACUGCUGGGCCUGGGACGCCAGACUCGUGCCUCUGAGGCCUCUCUGUCCCCCGAGCAACUUCUGGGAGUCGAGGCUGCUGCUGCGGCUCAUGAGCCUUACAAGAAAGGAGACCUCUAUCUCUGCCCUUGCGGAUGGCGGCCCGCUGAAGGCACCGGAGCCGACAUGCGCCGCCGCGCUCAGUUGCAUUGGAGACUCUGCCAGGGCACCGCGCCCCCCCGAGCCACUGAUCAGGCUGUUCUCCAGAGACUCGCCCGUCAAUCUGUUGCUAACUCCGAGGUCAGGCGGCAAUCUGCUGUGCUUAAGUUUCAGAAGUGGCUUCGAAGCCUGUCCGGUAAGUGGCGGCGAGCAGCGUGUGAUCCCAACCUGGAUUGCCCUCAGACCAUCUGCCGCGGCUCUGCCGCUGCCUCGCCCCGCGGGCCCAGUACCGAAAGCGGCUUCGUCUGCAGCAAGUGUGGGAAGUUGAAGACCUUAUCUGCUUUCCGCCAACAACCCUGUGCGGCUCGCAGUGCAAAGCUUGGCAUCGUCGGCCAUGACUGGGUCGUCAAGAUGCGUGGCGCCGAGGUUGCUCUUCGUCUUAAGGAGUCUCUGCGUACUUGUGCCAGGAAAUGGCGGCGUACCGACAAAGGUCAGGCUGCUUCCAAGGCCCGCGAAGACAAGCGCCGUGGCACGCGAGACUGGUCCAGGAAAGAGCGGCUCCUGACAGUGUUAGAUGAGGCUGCACGCGUUGGUGCAGACUUUGUCAUGCUGCAAGAGACCCGGCAUUGGGACAAGUGUUGCUGGGCUUCUAAGGGGGCACGACAGUCCUCUGGCGUACUGAUGCUCGAUCUGCAAGUUUCCAAGUUGAACACCGCUGACCCGAACCUGCUGUCCGCGGUCCUGCGUGCAGCCUCCGAGUUGAACAGACCCACCUUUUUGCUGGGAGAUUUCAAUUGGAAAGGCGCUGUUGUCAAGGCCCCAGUGUCCGUCAGGCCCGCAGACACGGCGGGAACGCGGCUCUCACUGUUUCCCAGGCUAGGCUACAUUGCUUUAGAGGAAACAGCCGCUUCGCGGGCCAGGAAAGCACAGUGGAGGCGUCAGUUUACCGCUUCUGUCACGGAAGCCCCAGGAAAUGCUUGGCAGAGCGUGCUGCAGCGAGCUGGCGUGCAGCCCACUCCUCCCGGGGACUUUGCUAAUGUGUCGGUCGAAGAGAUGAGGACUGCCAUCUCUGAAGGCGCGGGCGGAGCCGGCUUUGAUGGAUGGGCCGCGAAAGAGCUUCGGGGCCUUUGCACUUCCUGUGCGUGGCUCGUGGAUGAUCUGGUGUCGCUGUUUAAUGAAACUCUGCAACAUCAGAGCCCUGAGGUGCUCCAGGCUUGUCGCGACUCCGUUUUCGCCUGGCGCGUGGUCGGCAUCCCUAAAAGAACAGAGGCGGCCACUCGUCCCAUCGCCGUGGCCAGCUCUCUUGUGCGAGCCUUCAAUCGUGCCAUCCUCAAGCGAUGUCCCGAGCCUCCUGAGGGCCAGCAGUGUGGAGUCUCUGGACAGUCUGCGGUCACGGCCACUCUUCAGUGGCUCGCCGUCCGGGCCCAGCGCGGCGCGGAGCUUGAUCUCCGACGUGCAUUUGACACCAUUGAUCACAGGCUUGCCGGAUGCGCGGCCAGCACAUAUGGUGUGCAUCCGGUGGUCAUCCGAUACCUGCAGCAGCUCGUUUGGUGUGCGCCUCGGUCCUGUGUGGUCGGCGGCGAACCCCCGCCACGCCGCAUCCAGGCUACUUGCGGAUUGCCUCAAGGAGACCCAGUUUCCCCACUCUUCCUCUCCUUCGUACUUGGCCCUUGGUUUAAAAUCGUUUGUGCUUUGCCUGCCAUUUCGGCAUUUCUUUACAUGGAUGACAGAAGCCUCUUAGACUCCGGAGAUAGGAAUUCGCUGGAGCCGGCUCUUCGCCUUACCGAGUGGCACGAUAACACUUUGGGCCUCCAAGAACAUUUGGGCAAACGCCAGCAGUGGGCCAUCGACGGGUCCUACGCUGCCAGAGCUGUCGAGCACCUUGGCCUCACUGCCACUCCUGGGGUUGAUGUGCUGCCGAGCACGCGCGCUGGCCCUGAUGAUCUUAAAGCCUUGGCUAGCCAGCUGCAGUAUUUGCCUGGUGCCAUGGAGAUGAAAGAGCGCCUUUUGGCAGCCUUCAUUUUGCCAAAAAUUUCUUGGGCUGCGCCGCUUAUUCCUGCUGUUGAAUUUUCCAUCGUCAGGCACUUAGCACGUGCAAUCGAGACAGGCUGGACGCCGAAGGAGUCGACGACGUCGACGUCCAAGCUCAAAGUCACGCCCUAUGGAAGCGUUGGAAAGCUAGCCUUAACAAACUUGAGCGGAGUAAGCUCGCUGUCUGGCGGGGAGGUGCAACUCGCACUCGCACCCGUCGUCAUUUUCAAGGACAUCGCGUACAGCUCAGCCGCAGUCCCAGACUUUGCGCCUGCGAGUGGUGUCCCCAUCCU